Molecule: messenger RNA, 1071 nt
Organism: Agrilus planipennis (emerald ash borer)
Lineage: Eukaryota; Metazoa; Arthropoda; Insecta; Coleoptera; Buprestidae
Product: DNA repair protein XRCC2-like
Exons: 2
Coding region: 214-993 (259 amino acids)
Biological process (GO): DNA strand invasion; double-strand break repair via homologous recombination
Cellular component (GO): Rad51B-Rad51C-Rad51D-XRCC2 complex; replication fork; centrosome
Molecular function (GO): four-way junction DNA binding
Source: RefSeq, a predicted model, not a curated record
AUAAAUUUAAAAAGAUAUUAAUGAACUAUUAGCAGUCCUUUAUGUUUUGCUCACAAAAAAUAAGUGCUUUUGGAAACACAGCCUUGACAUUAACAGUUUUAAUAGGUCUCUGGUUCAGUUUUCACAUUUAUUGCUGUUUAUAGCAGUAAAUAAGCAAACAUUGAAAUAUGACGAUAUAGUGCAGUGCUUCUUAUAAAGACUGCUGUGUUUACCAUGGAGAAUAAAGUGGAAUCAGGUAUCCAACUCUUUCAACGAAUAAGCUCUCGUCCUAGCAUAGGUGAAUUACAUCCAAUAAUUCCAAAUCAUAUCAAAGAUGUUCCCACAAUUAUAGAAAUAACAGAGGAUGAUUGUGAGAUUAAAAGGGGUUUUAUAAUGGAGUUACUAUUGAGAAGUGUUUUACCUGAUAACUAUUUAAGUGGUAAAGACUGUGGUACUAUUAUUAUUAACACAGAACAUCAUUUCAAUUUAGUGCACUUUGCAUCUUUACUUAAACGGAUUAUCAAAGGAACUGUAAAGGACAAAAGUAAAGUUAAUGAAGUUUUAGAAUCAUGUCUGGAGAAACUUAUUAUUCUCAACUGUUACAAUGGUCAACAAUUACAUAUGACAAUUCUUAACAUAGAAAAUAUACUCUUAAGUAAUACUAAUAUUGGUUUAAUUUUAUUAGAUAGUCUCUCUGCAUUUUAUUGGGAAGAAAAAAUAGGUUCAGAUACUAACAACUUUGUUUCUUUGCAAAAUCAUUGUUUAAAAUUGUUUAGUUCAUUAUACACUAUAGUUAAGGAAUUUAAUGUUAGUUUUAUAUAUGGAAAUCUGUUUUUUGAAGACAAUUUGGCAAUUGUAAAAGCAAUUAAAGACAAGAAAUACUUGGAAAAUUAUUAUAAAAUUACUUUUUAUAGAGAUAAAACUCAAUUAAACACUAAAAUUUCGACAGUAAAUGAAACAAAAUUGUAUACAUGCCAAGCAAGUGAUGUUUUUACCUUUGUAGAGAAAAUGUAAAGGAAGGAACAUUUUAUACAAGUCAAAUGUUGAAUUUUUAUAAGCGAUUAUUUUAAAAAUAUAAUUUUAAUUUUUGUA